Molecule: messenger RNA, 2671 nt
Organism: Camellia sinensis
Lineage: Eukaryota; Viridiplantae; Streptophyta; Magnoliopsida; Ericales; Theaceae
Source: RefSeq, a predicted model, not a curated record
GUCCGUUCACGUUUCACACACUCUCCUCAAAUCACACUCUUUUCUCCCCUGGACUCUCUCUCUCUCUCUCUGCCCUCUCGCUUUCUCUCUCUAAAACCACCACUCCCUUGAAAUCGUGAUUCUCGUUCCAGUUUCUCACUGUUGCUUUCCACCGAGUAUUCUCUCUCUAGAAAUCCAACUUUCUCUCCAACCAAACAGCGGCAACCUCUCUCUGCUCAUUUCUCUCCCUAAGAAACUACCGAAUUUUCAGUUUCGGCUCAUCUCCUACCUCCAUUUCUCGUUGAUCGGAGUUUAUACGAGUGUGAGAUGAUUCAUCUAUGAGUAGAGUUCAGUCGCAUUUGUCUUCAUCGUCUUCUCUCUCUAGAAACGCCUAUAUAUAGAGAGAGAAACAGAAACAAGUGUUUGGUUUGGUUUGGUUUGGUUUUUGUGAAUCUCACUUUUGGAGCCGAGCUAGGGCUUCAAAAAUGGAGAAGAAACAGGGAUUCUUUUCAGCUUUGAAAGAAGAGGUGGUGCGAGGGCUAUCUCCUGCGAGGUCACGUGCGAAGAGCCCGGCUCGGAGCGGGUCGCCGAUGUCGGGUCUGCUCCGACGGAGGAAGCAACAGAACCACGUGGUGAAUCCUGAGCCGUUGUCAGUGAGAUCCGGAAGCAUGAGGAUCGUCGGAGAGACACUGACGCCGUUGAUGGAGGGUCCGGAUCCUGACGGAGGCGAAGUCGGGGAUUCGAAGCGGGGCGGGUUGGGGCAGUGGAUGAAGGGACAUCUCUCGAGGACUCCAUCAGUGGCUUCUUCGAAUGCAUAUAAGCGGUCUGAUCUGAGAUUGUUGCUCGGUGUUAUGGGCGCUCCACUCGCCCCUGUGCACGUUAGCACCAAUGAUCCUUUGCCCCACCUCAGCAUCAAGGAUACUCCCAUUGAAUCUUCUUCUGCUCAGUACAUAUUACAGCAAUAUACUGCUGCAUCAGGAGGGCAAAGGUUGCAGAACUCCAUUCGGAAUGCAUAUGCUAUGGGAAAGGUGAAGAUGAUAGCUUCAGAGUUUGAAACUGCCACAAGGGUAACGAAAAAUCGAAUUGCAGCAAAAGAUGCUGAGUCAGGUGGAUUUGUCCUCUGGCAGAUGAAUCCAGACAUGUGGUAUGUUGAGCUUGCAGUGGGGGGAAGCAAGGUUCAUGCUGGCUGCAAUGGUAAGCUCGUCUGGAGACACACCCCAUGGCUUGGUGCCCAUACUGCUAAAGGGCCUGUUAGACCUUUACGGCGUGCCCUUCAGGGUCUUGACCCCAGAACCACUGCCAGUAUGUUUGCCGAUGCAAGAUGUAUUGGAGAGAAAAGGAUUAAUGGCGAGGAUUGCUUCAUCCUCAAGCUUUGUGCUGAUCCUCAGACCUUGAAGGCCAGGAGUGAAGGCCCAGCAGAGAUCAUAAGGCACGUCUUGUUUGGCUACUUUAGCCAGAAGACUGGCCUUCUUGUUCACAUGGAGGAUUCUCAUCUGACCCGGAUCCAAUCUAAUGGUGGUGAUGUAGUUUACUGGGAAACCACAAUCAAUUCGUUCCUUGAUGAUUACAGGCCUGUUGAAGGGAUCAUGAUUGCACACUCUGGGCGUUCUGUGGUGACCCUUUUCAGGUUUGGCGAGAUGGCAAUGAGCCAUACUAAAACACGGAUGGAAGAAGCUUGGACUAUUGAAGAGGUUGCGUUCAAUGUUCCGGGUUUGUCAAUAGACUGUUUCAUCCCCCCAGCCGACUUGAGAUCUGGUUCCCUUAGUGAAACCUGUCCCUCAAGACGAAAGGGGAAAGAGUGUGAUUGCCCUGUGCAGCCCAUCGGCUAAAGUUGCAGCACUGGAGAAAGCACACGACAGCACCAUUGACAAUGUGGUUUGGAAAAUGGAAGUCUAACAAAGGUUAGGAAGAAGAAGAAAAGAAAAAAAAAAUUAAAUAGGACAAUUGUUUAUAUGGGGGUAGUUUUUAAUUGACUGACACAUCAAAUUACAAUGUAGGAAUUGAGUCAUUGAUGAGUUUUCUAAGUUAGGUCAUGCCUCUAUUAGUCUGUGAAUAGAGCAAAAUUAUUCACAGGCUCUACCCGGGCCUAAAUGAAUCUUUAUACUCUCAAUGCAGAAUCCAACUAUGGUGUUGGAGCUCGGUUUUCCCACUGACGGAUGGAGCAAUGGAGAUUUAUUUUUACUUCACCUUCCAUUCAUGGAGGAAGGUGGUGAUGCUUUGAUAUAGUAGGACCACUAGCCUUGUGUGAUUUUACUAACUCUCUCGCCUAAAUGUAUACAGCAGUGGCAAGAAGAACUCUGCUACAUGGAUUGACCCUAAGGUCUUACUUUUUCUUUAAAAAAAUUCUUAAGGUGUUUUUGAGUGUGUUAGUGUCAGUGUUGGUGUGGGUUUGUGUGGUAGCUGUUGAUAGUUGUUUCAGGUUGGGGCAAAGGUAUUUCACCUGCCGGAGUGAAGUCUGUCCUAUGUGGGUUUCUGGUUUUAUCUUGUCAGACUGUCGUGUGUCGGUGCAGUGUAAGGCUUGGAAGAGAUGAUGUAAACAGAAAACUGUAUCAGAUAUUGAAUGCUUAUGAAUGCAAAGAGAGUGAGAUAAACAUCUUUCUUCAUCUCUUUUCAUUUGGAUCUUUGUGAAUUGUACAUUUCAAUAUCCUCUUGAAUGCAAAGUUCUUUGAUGAUAAGAUAGUAUAUUUCUUCU